Molecule: messenger RNA, 2704 nt
Organism: Neopelma chrysocephalum (saffron-crested tyrant-manakin)
Lineage: Eukaryota; Metazoa; Chordata; Aves; Passeriformes; Pipridae
Product: hydrocephalus-inducing protein-like
Exons: 14
Biological process (GO): axonemal central apparatus assembly; cilium movement
Cellular component (GO): axoneme
Source: RefSeq, a predicted model, not a curated record
AUGAGGUUUAUAGGGGACUGGAAAAGAGACAUUCCUGAGGGUGUCAGUGUCAAGUUGUGCAUGCAAAUAGCUCUUAACCCUCUCUGUGCUCUUCCCAAACCACUCUCUGCUGGGAUUGCUGGCAGUCAGACCCUUGAGCCUCCACGCAGAGUAUGGGGGAGAUGAGUUCAUUUCACCCGACAGGAUUUGCUGAGGGCUGCAUCUCCUCUGAAGAGAGUCAGUAGCUGUUUCUGAUGCCGUGUGUUCUGUCUGUCUUCUGCUGACUGUGGUUGCUUUGCUCCUCGCUUGCACAAGUCAGCUGAAGUGAACUAGACUGCAAAUAUCGUCCCCAAACCUCCCCCAAGAGUCCUGAUCUCUCUCUUGGUCUUGCAGCCCUUUCACCGUCAGUCCAGCCACGGGAACCCUCGACGUUGGUGAAGCCAUGCAAGUGACAGUGGAAUAUCACCCGCGGGAGACCGGGCACCAUUCCACAUCCCUGGCAGUGCACUGUGACAGAGGUGAAGAUACCCACACCAGACUUCUUGGGAAAGCUAAGGACUUCAACAUCGGGCUGGACCCGUACUCUUUGGAACUUGGCAAGACUUACCUCACCCUGUCCAGCCACAGAACCAUGGCCAUCCACAACAGAAGCAACAUCACAGCCCGGUUCCAGUGGAAGGCUUUUGCUACUGAGGCAGAGGAGUAUCCGCAGAAGAUCAGGCUGUGUCACAAUCUGUCUCAGCGCUAUGAGGAGCUUGACCUUUACCACCGCGAGUUGGAGAAGGAGACAGCAAAGAUUGAGGCAGACCCCAUGCUGUUCUCAGAUGACGUUUUCACCAUUGAGCCCUUGGAGGGAGAGGUUGGGCCACAUUGUUCAGCUGAAAUCAAGGUGUUAUUUAAACCCCGAGAAGCCCAAGUCUACAGAAAAGUGGCCUACUGUUCCAUCUCAGGCCGUGAGACCAGGCUGCUCCUGCGCCUCACAGGGGAAGGCCUCGGGCCCUGCCUCCAACUCAGCUCUGAGGAACUGGACAUGGGGAAAGUUUUGGUUGGAGAAGCCUACAGCUAUGAGGCAAUGCUGGUUAACAAAGGAGCUAUUGAUGCUCCCUUUGAGCUCAUCCCUCCAACCACAGCCCACGGCUCCUGCUUCACCUUUCUGCCCCAGCAGGGCAUCAUUCCACCCAACGGGCUCCAGCCCAUCCAGAUCUCCUUCAGUUCCACCACCCUGGGGGAGUUCGAGGAAGAAUUCCAUUUCAAUGUGACGGAAUCCCCUAAGCCUGUGACCUUGACUAUCAGGGGCCACGUCACCGGACUGAGCCUGCAUUUCAGCACAGGUGGCCUUGACUUCAAUGACGUCUCCUUUGGCUUUCCUCAGACCUUGUCGUGCCGCCUGAUCAACACCUCCGUGGUGCCCAUCACCUUCCACCUUCGCAUCCCUGAGGAUGGCCAGGGACAGCCCAGCCUUAGGAGCUUUGAUCAAGUGAAAGACAACGCUCACCCCUGCUGGGAAAAAGGCACACUGGCUCCAUGUCAGGAGAAGCCAAGGGAAUUCAGCAUAACACCCCGCACAGGGACCAUCCCUUCCCAGGGAUCCCGGGAGAUCAGGGUCACGCUGUGUUCCAAUGACGUGGGGCGAUACAACUGUGAUAUGGUGGUGGACGUGGAUGGUUUUGGCAAGGAGGUGUUGGCUCUGCACCUCAAAGCCAGAUGUGUUGUUCCUGAGCUGCGUUUGCUCACCUCCACCCUCGACUGUGGACCGUGCUCUGCAAAGGUCCCUUGCCAGAAGACGCUGACCCUUGUGAACCCGAGCCCCCUUCCAGGAUGCUACAGAGUUCUCCCUCAGAGAGACCGAGAGGCCGCUGCUCUGUGGUACUCCAGCCCCAAGCCGUGUGGGAUCAUCCAGGGUCACGACGAGGUGGAGAUCCCAAUUACAGUUGAAGCCCAGGCGGUGGGUGCUCAUUCCAUCCUGGCGGAUAUCGCCGUGUUCGGGAAGGAGAGAUCCCCACUGCAGCUGCAUUUAAUGUGCACUGGAAAGACGCCGCUUGUCUACGCAAGUGUGAAUAAGAUAAACUUCGGCAAGAUCCGAGCCAUACAGGACACUUGCCAAACUCUCCAGCUGUGCAAUCAGGGGCUCAUCCCUGCAGCCUUCAGAGCAGAGAUCGGUGGCAAAUGCUGGAGUAUUGAACCCAGGGAAGGAGUGAUCCCUGCCAAGGCUGAGGUUCCUGUGGUUGUCACGGCAAACCUGGAUGACACAGGGAGAUUUGAGGACAGCAUGAAGCUGUUCGUUGAGAACAACCUUACCAGUGUCAUCCCCAUCCAGGCUGUGGGCAUUGGCACCACAAUUACCAUCGACAAACCGUUUGCACCGGAGCUGAAUUUGGAACCCCAGUUCAACCUCGUUCCCUGUGUUUUCCGGUUCAACGUCACAAACAAGGGGCGGAAGUUCCAGGAGCUGUUCUGGGGCACAGAAGGUUUCAGCACCUUUCGGCAGCGUCACUCUCUCCCUGCCCCCAGCGUCACCAAGGGCAAAAACGCUUCCCAGAGACCCACCAGCCCCGUAUUUAAGCUGCAGCCACGGGGGAUGUAUCUGCAGCCAGGCCAGACUAUGGAGCUGGUGCUGGAAGGCUUCUCCAGCACUGCCCAGGUGAGGUCCCUGCCAAGGGCUGAGCCUUCCCCAUCAGGUCCCCUCCACUGGGGCUUCUCCUGCAGCCCCUUGACAUUUGCCUGG